CCAAACACUCCCCCUUUUCUAGGGUUUCCAACGCCAAAUCCGAUCCUCUCCAAAAUCGCUCCCUCUUCCCCUCUCUAAUUCCCCUUUUCUCCCCCUCGAGAUCUCGCUACAAUCCACCCUCUUCUCCCUCUCCCAAACCCUAAUUUCGAUUCCUUGAUGCCAUUUUUGCUCGAGUUCUCGGUCCUCAUCGUCUAGGGCCGGCGCUGGGCGAGCGAUGUCGCAGCAGCAGCAGCAGAAGCAGCCGAGUGAGGCGGAGGACGAGGUGACGCCGACGAGCACGCUGUGGGUGGGGAACCUCGCGGCGGGCACCACCGACGCCGAUCUCAUGGCCGCGUUCGCGGCGCACGGCGCGCUCGAUUGCGUGGCGAUGCAGGCCGGGUCGCGGAGCUAUGCCUUCGUGAUGUUCCGGAGCGCCGACACCGCCCGCGCCGCCAUGGACGCCCUUCGGGGCUCUGUCAUCCGCAGGAGUGCCAUUAGGAUUCAAUUCUCGCGACCGGCAAAGGCAGUUAGGCAUUUAUGGGUUGGAGGUAUUAGCUCAUCUAUUACAAAGGAAAAAGUUGAGGAGGAGUUUUUGAAAUUUGGAAAGAUUGAAGAGUUCAAGUUCUUUAGAGAACGGAAUUCUGCUCUUAUUGACUACUACAAGAUGGAGGAUGCUAUCUCUGCUCACAAGAACAUGAAUGGAAAGCGUUUAGGUGGUGACCAAUUAUGUGUGGACUUUCAAAGAUCUCAACCGAUGAGAAAGGAAUGGCCUGAUCAUGACUUAAGAAAUGGACCUUUCAACAGUAGGGGCUUGGGACCUGCUGAUGUGACAGGGGGUUUCUAUGAUUCAGUGAACCAUGGACCAAGAAAAUAUAUGCCUCAUGGAGGACAAAGAGACAGCCGCCCUACCAAUGUUCUUUGGAUAAGCUAUCCGCCAUCUGUGCAGAUUGAUGAGCAGAUGCUUCACCGAGCAAUGAUUCUGUUUGGUGAAAUUGAGAGAAUCAAGUGUUUCCCGUCGAGGCACUAUUCUUUCAUAGAAUUUAGAAGUGUCGAUGAAGCUAGGCGUGCAAAGGAAGGCCUCCAAGGCCGCCUUUUUAAUGACCCUAGGAUUCAGAUUCUGUAUUCAAGCAAUGAACUUGCAGGACUCAAGGAUGAAAUCCUGCCUCCCUUUCCUCCACUUAGAGGGCCUGGACAAGACAUGUUUUACAAUGAAGGCCCUUUUGGGCCUCUGGACUUGGUUGGGUCCGGCCGUUCAAUGGGUCCGAACAAAUUUUCUGGGUCCUUUCCUAAUGGUGUCCCUGGCUCAAGUAUAUCAAUGAAACCAUUCGCGCCACAAGGAUUUGAUCCUCAUGAGGGAGGUCCUGAGCUCCAUGAAUUUGGUGGCGUGAUGCCAAAUUUUCCUGAUUCAAAUGCUAAUAAAUCUGGACCUGCCCUUUGGCUGCGGUCAUCCCCGUCAGCACCAGGAAUACUUCCUUCUCCAACAAGCCUUCGUCCAUCUUUUCAUUCAAUGCCUGGUGAAUGGGAUAGAUUGGACAUGAGAGAAACAAAAAGGUUGAGAAUGGAUGAUGAUGAUUUUGGGGACCUUUCCGAGUUUCCUCUUCUUGAGAGAGCUGCAUUUGGUCAAAGAUAUCUGAGUCCCCCCAUUCGAGUCCGUGGUGAGGUUCGUGAAUCCCCAGAUAGCGGCCACAUCUGGCGUGGUAUACUGGCCAAAGGCGGAACCCAUGUUUGUUGUGCUCGCUGUGUGCCAAUUGGAAAGGGCAUCACCUCUCCUUUAUCUGAUGUUGUUAAUUGCUCAGCCAGAACGGGUUUGGACAUGCUGACAAAACACUAUGCUGAGGCGAAUGGUUUCGAUAUUGUCUUCUUUCUACCAGAUAGUGAAGAAGACUUUGCUUCCUACACCGAAUUCCUCCGCUACCUGGGCCUUAAAAACCGUGCUGGGGUCGCAAAACUGGACGAUGGAACAACACUGUUCUUGGUUCCUCCAUCAGAUUUUUUGACUAAUGUGUUGAAAGUUAAAGGCCCUGAGCGUCUUUAUGGUGUAGUUUUGCACCUUCCCCAGCAAUCAACAGGCGCUGAGGCGCAAGAUUACCAUCAACUGUCCGCUCCUUCAUCGUCUAAUUACGUUGAUCGCCAUGAUCCACCUGUGUUAAACAAAGGGUAUAAUUAUGCCUCUCGGAAUGAAGAGCAAGAUAUUAGAAUUGGUUAUAAUAGGUCUUCUUCGCUCGAGCUACCAUUGCCUUAUACUCCAGGAGUUAUAAAGCCUCCGAGCGUGCAUCCCGAUGAAUUACGUGGUGUUCAAUCAGCUCCCCCAGAUCAUAGUAACAGCAGUCAUACUGCUGCACCUCAAGUUGGAUUAACCCCUGAACUAAUCGCUACUUUAGCUUCUCUUAUACCUGAAAAUAAACAACCAUCGGCUGCUGGUAAUGUUCACAUGCCACCAACCCCCACUAGUAAGGUAGUUUCAUCUUCUACUAAUGUGGUAAACGAUACACCAUCAUUGCCAUUUCAAGGCUGGAGCCAAGGGCAUCAAGCAAUAGAUCCCGUUAGUAAUAUCCCUCAGCAUUUUGUUAGUAAUAUCCCUCAGCAUUUUGGUCAACAGUUUAAUAGUGCACAAAUUCAGAAUGCAGCACAACCUCUUACUAUUUCCAAUACGGGACCGUUAAAUACUUAUGUUAUGCCGUCCCAAAAUGGACAAUAUUUACCCUCGCAGAGUAACCAGCAAUAUUUGUCUGAUCCUUCCAUGGCUUCUCAAAGCAGCUAUGGCAUGUUACAAACAGCCUACACACCUGGAGUUUCUUUUAACCAGCCAGUUCAGCAGCAGCUAAACCCUACUUCAAUGAUUCAGCCACAAAGUACUGUGCCAAUGCCAACUGAAAGGGUGAAUAUGGAAUUUGCAUCUCAAGGUACUCAGCUGCAGCUGCAAAAUGUUAUAUCUGGUGCUGGUCACGGCACUUCAGAUGGUGAUGCGGAUAAGAGUCAAAGGUAUCAGUCGACCCUUCAGUUUGCUGCCAGCCUACUACUCCAAAUUCAACAACAGCAACAAGCUGGUGCUCAGGGUGUGCAAGGAUCAAGGAAUUAACAGGGGGAAUCAUCUUCUAUUACAGGUAUUGUGUGCGCAAUUGAAACUAUUGAUUCAGUAACAAGGUAUCCCUAUUGAUUCAGUAACAAGGUAUCCCGGACAUCUGCGAUCGCUGGUCGCAAAAUUUCAUUUAGGCUAGCGGAUUUCAUGAAGAUUGAUGUGAUCGAAUUAUCGAACUUCAAUUUCUAUUUUAGUUGGUUCAUUAUGCGAGCUGCCAACUAUAUUUUUUCAUAGUAGAGGGGGUGAUGUUGUAGCUUAAUUGUGCUAGUGAGAUGAAGUAUACUAAUACGAAGUUUAGUCCAUAGGUGAAAUUUUCCCUGGAUCUCAUCGGGUUGUGUAUUCAUUUCCAAGAAUUUAAAUUCGCCAUAUGUUUCUCGUACGUUUAUUUUAUAACGAAUAACGAUCAUGAACUCGUUGCCUUAGUAA
Molecule: messenger RNA, 3484 nt
Organism: Ananas comosus (pineapple)
Lineage: Eukaryota; Viridiplantae; Streptophyta; Magnoliopsida; Poales; Bromeliaceae
Product: flowering time control protein FPA
Exons: 6
Coding region: 215-3058 (947 amino acids)
Molecular function (GO): RNA binding
Source: RefSeq, a predicted model, not a curated record